Solanum lycopersicum (tomato) is the source of this 877-nucleotide messenger RNA. It is a transcript of the gene RNALE, whose product is annotated as ribonuclease T2. Lineage: Eukaryota; Viridiplantae; Streptophyta; Magnoliopsida; Solanales; Solanaceae. Gene Ontology annotation, molecular function: ribonuclease T2 activity; RNA binding. Gene Ontology annotation, biological process: RNA catabolic process. The record is from RefSeq and is marked validated. Gene Ontology annotation, cellular component: extracellular region.
AAAAUAAUUUUUUUUACAAGAAAAAAAUGGCUUCUAAUUCAGCCUUUUCUCUGUUCUUGAUUUUGUUAAUUAUUACACAAUGUUUAUCAGUCCUCAAUGCUGCUAAAGAUUUUGACUUUUUCUACUUUGUUCAACAGUGGCCAGGGUCAUACUGUGACACAAAACAAAGUUGUUGUUACCCUACAACUGGAAAACCAGCAGCAGAUUUUGGAAUUCAUGGACUUUGGCCUAAUAAUAAUGAUGGGACUUAUCCAUCAAAUUGUGAUCCAAACAGUCCUUAUGACCAAUCUCAGAUUUCUGACUUAAUUAGUAGUAUGCAACAAAAUUGGCCAACACUAGCGUGCCCAAGUGGUAGUGGCUCAACAUUUUGGUCACAUGAAUGGGAAAAGCAUGGCACUUGUGCUGAAUCCGUUCUCACAAACCAACACGCUUAUUUUAAGAAGGCUCUUGAUCUCAAGAAUCAAAUUGAUCUUUUGUCAAUUCUUCAAGGUGCUGACAUUCAUCCUGACGGCGAAUCUUAUGACCUGGUCAAUAUUAGAAAUGCAAUUAAAAGCGCGAUUGGAUAUACUCCUUGGAUCCAAUGUAAUGUAGACCAGUCGGGUAACAGUCAGCUAUACCAGGUUUACAUUUGUGUUGAUGGCUCGGGUUCAAGUCUCAUUGAGUGCCCUAUUUUCCCUGGAGGGAAAUGUGGCACAAGCAUUGAGUUCCCAACAUUUUAAACUAGUGUUUGUUCUUUUAGCCAUAUUUCAUAUGCCUAAAUUUGUUGUCUUCCCUUUGUACUAUUUCUUGUUUUAGUUAUAUAAAAUACAUCUUCUAAUCAUUGUAAAAAGGCUAUGCCUUGUUUGGAGCAAUAACAUAUUGAAAAUUGUUGUUUGUU